Stylonychia lemnae is the source of this 1299-nucleotide messenger RNA. The record is from the annotation of a GenBank genome assembly. NCBI's taxonomy places the organism in Eukaryota, Ciliophora, Spirotrichea, Sporadotrichida, Oxytrichidae.
AUGGAAUUGACAAAUAGCAAAACAUUUUUGACCAAUAUCUACGACUCACUGCUGCAACUCAUUUAAAAUCAAAAGAAAAGAGUGAAAGCAUUAAUCAACUUAAGUGCUUUUGACUAAUCCAACAUUGUCAUGAAGCAGUGGGUCACAAAAGACUUUGCUGAUAUCAUUAUCUAAAUGGUGUAGUCGAUUGGGUAUGAUCCACUCAAGAAUAUUUUAGAUAUCAACGCAUAAUUUGCACAAGAGUAUGCUGAACCAUUAAUUGAAGUUUACUUUAAGCAGAGUUAAAAAAUGCAGACACUUGAUCUCACUCAGCAUAACUUCAACAUAUAGAUGCUGUCAAAUUACUCAGAGACAGCAGAAAAUAUCCAAUUCGACAGAAUUAUUAAAGUUAAUGAUUAUAUAAUUACUGCUGAAUUCAGAGAUGGUUAAGAAUGUAGAUUGCUUGACAGAGAUUUGAAUUUAAUUUAAAAAUUAGAUUUAAAAGCAGAAAGAUUGCUUUAAAUAAAUAAUGAGAUACUUUCUUACUGCAAUAACAAAAUAAGCAUUAUCUCUGGACUGAAAGAGAAUGACAUUAAAAUAUAAAAAGAUGUUUACAAGACAAAUCAUUUUCCACAUUAAAUGGUUUAGAUCAAUGAUGACAUAUUCAUGACAGGGUAAUUAGAUGGAUCAAUCUAAUUAUUCAGUCUAAGCAAACCAUCAUUCUCACAAACAUUCAGAAUCAAUUAAUUUACUUGUGUAUAUGAUAUUUGCUUGAUUGCUCAGAAAUAAAAUGAAAAUACUUAUGCUGUUGGUGAUAAUGUUAAUGGAAUAGCAAUAAUUAAAAUAAUUAAGAAGAGAGACUUUGCUUUUGAAUUAAUUGAAGACCCACAAAGAUUAAUUGAUAAAGGAGAUAUUGAUUCAAUUAUAUUAAUAAACUAAAAUACUCUUGCUUUUACUUGUGAAAUUGAUGGCAAUCAUUACUUAAAGAUAUAUAACAUUGAGUUAAAGAAUUAGAUUAACAGUAUUAAAUUAUAAUCUUGGUCAUAUCUCUAUGGGAUAGAUGGGUAUGACUACGAUUUGAAUCCAUUUGCUUUUAUCAAAGAACUCAAUUAAGUCUCAGUAAUUAAUUUUAGAAAUUACCAAAUAGUCAAAGUUGUUGAUUCAGAGUUUAGUCAUCGUUUAAAUAAAAGUCAAUGCUUGGUGAGCAUGAAACUGAAUGAUGAAACUGGGAACAAGUACAAGCUCUACGAUGUGCAGGUUACAAAGUAAGAUAGUUAAUAUGUAUCCAAGCUAAGAGAAAUUAUCAUCCAAAUACCUUGA